AUGGAAUUUGAUUCCCACAGUCAAUGCUCAGAUGAAGGAGUUGAAUUUUCAAUAUCAGAAUCUGAAAAUGGGGAAAUAUAUUUGUCAGACUAUCCCUUUUUGGAAGACACGCAACCAUCAUUUUUGGAAGCAAAAACAGUUUAUUUAUUAAUGCAAAAAGAUAUACCAGUCUCCAGAAGUUGUCGUUUACAAUGGCUAUUGGAUCAUCUGAAUACUAUAAUCACUCCUAGUCAAAAAUUAAAUGAAGCAUUUAAUAACUUAGAUGUAAUAUCAGCUGUACCUAGAGAAAAAGAUCAAGCAGUAAAAUGCAAUAAAUAUUUAGUAACUCACAGGACUGAAGUUAAAUUCCUAGCUCAAAAUUAUAGAUUUGUUUAUUGUUUAGAUAUGAGCCCUUCUCAUGCCAAUGUUAGUGUACACAAAGAUGAGAUUUUAUUCGACGAAAUUCUGAAUUGUUUUAAAUACAGCAUCUUCGAGCUCUGUAAAAAGUUUACUAUACCUGGAAAUUCCACCAUGUUUCAACCAAAUAUAUUUUUAACCGUUAUCGUUAACACUCCGUUUUUUCUAAGUCCUGCACAGCAAGUUUUAGUGAAAGGUGUACAAAUUAUGCAGAAUAAUUUACAAGAGAUAUUGAAAUCUGUGGAAAAACAGUUCCACAUUUUGCAAGAAAAAAUCGUCGAUGCGUGUUCGGCUGCUCUAGAUCAGUUGGAUUAUCAAAGAAACAAUUACGAUAUGCCACUCGAAGCAGAAAAAAUGUAUUCCAGAAUUCCUAUGGUCACGCCCGAUGUCAAUUUUGUAAAUAUGUUACGAUAUUCAAUGUUAGCUGUUUCCCUCCUUCCAGAAAAUAGCAUUAGUCAUAUUCUAGUCAUAACAGAUGGGGUAGUUGCAAUGCCUGAUUCCAAUAUAAUGGAAUCGUUGUUAUUUCAGUUACAUUACGAUAGCAUAGCGAUAUCAUUUUUAAAAGUCGGUUCGGGUUUCCAUCCGAAUUCGGGUUCGGGAUUUGUAUCUUACACCGACUUACUGCAGUUCUUUGCAUAUUCUACUUUAGGUACAUGUAUAGAAAAUUACAUACAACCUACGAAUGACCUCUCUAACGAAAUGAAUGUAUAUCACAAAUUGUUUUUAUUGUGGUCCUUCCACAGUCCGAAUUUAACGACUUCCUCGAGAGUUUGCGAUACUAAUAAAUGGACAUUAACAAACGAAACAUUUUGCAACCAUAAACUGCCAUCUUUACUUUCGAAGAAACAGAUCGAUGACAAUACAAGUGCUUCCAUUUUACUUCUACUGUCCCGUCGAAUUAGAGAAGGUUUCACGAUAGAUAGUAUAUUUUUUUUAAAUGGUAAUUUGGAAAUUAAAUUACUUCUCCAAUGGAAAAGCUGUAUUUAUAUCCACUAUAAAGUUAGAGCACAGUGGCCUAUUUUGAAAAAUAUUACUCAUUUUGAAGUAAACAUAUCAGCUCCUUACGAAUUCCUUCAUGAUAUUACUUGUUCAAUGAAGAAGGAAUCGAAGUCAAUGUACAGACAAGCAAUUAUACAGAGAUUUUGGAUAAGAUUGUCGCAAUUAUCUUCUGGAGAUCUGGGAAUAGUGGCCCAACAACUGAGCUCUUUCCAGAACAGUAAAGAUUGGUAUACAUUGCCAGAAAGCGUUCGAAAUGGAAUACCUGUUUUCGUUUUAAAUAAUUCAAAUUGCUCAGACGCUACGAAAUUAACCCUGUUGCCGAGCGACGUUCCUAGUUUAAAGUUCAAUAACAUGUGGCAGCCGAUUUGUCAAAUGGAAACAAACAAUUGGAGAAAAUGGUUCCACGUGCAUAAAAUCUCGCUUAUAUUGCAGCACGACAAUCCUCUGCCAAAAUAUCUGCAUUUAUCCAAUUCGUCGCAGCGAUAUCAAGUCAUUCAAUGCAGGCAAGCCGCUGCCUCUUUGAAUAGUUUAUUAAGCGAAUGGGCUUCGUUUGUAUUGAUCGAUAAUCAUACCUAUUUAAAAUUGCUCUGCAAAGAAACUGAUAAUACUCCGAUGUGGUUUUGCAUGCUUAGAAUUUCAUCGAAGUUUCCUUGUGCUGUUCUCAACGUUGGAUUUACGACUGGAACACCUGGACUCCUUCGAUAUGAGGUUUGUGAACAACUGAAGCAAGGUGUGGCGUCUUUGUGCUAUUUCAGUCCCCAAAAAGCUAAAGAAAACUAUUGUUGCUUGUUACUGAAAAAACCUCUAGAAAAAAUUCUAAUUAGAUACGAAAGGAUACCAAGUAACUACUCAACAGUGAUAUUUCCAGACGGUACUCAACCUCCCGAUUCGUUUUUGCACUACCCGCCUGUAUCUGGAACGCUUUUUACCACUCUUUCCAGAUACCUCUUUCACAAGCGUUGGAUUUGGAGCGCUAAUUUGUCUACCAAUCCCAAACUGCACGAUCAAUCAAUCUCAAGGAUUUUGAACACUCUUACCAGGAUAAGAAUCAAAGAAGGCUUCAGUUUCGCGCAUUCAGCGUCCGGUAUCAUAACUAUGGUAUUGGAAGUGUCACUAGAUCCAACAUCGACCUGCCUAGUGCAGUACGUUCUCUUCCCUCCUCACUGUGCAAGCGUCUGCGAAGAAAUUUACAGUGGUUCGGAAGGCGACAACGAACUGUCCUUCGACGUUGAAGGUACUCAGCAAAUAAUCACCGAAGUUUGGAUCGAGCCUCAGCAUGGCACUAUCGUUCCUGGUAGUUUGAAAAUGGCUUACGCCGAUAACAAACAUUAUUACGAGCUGGCUGACGUGAUUUACGAUGUUGAUUGUAAGUGUAUAAACGCUCUGUUGACCGAGGAACACCUAAAUCUGAUGUGCCAGGACAGAGAUCAGUUGGAAGACAGCAACCAUUUUAAUAUAUUGUUCCAUCAAAACAGCAUUUUGAGCUCUACUACGAGUCGAAAAAGUUUUUCUCGCAGAAGCAGCAGGAACAGCUAUGUGGAUUAUCCGAUGAACGCUAAAGGGACACAUUGGUAUCCCAUAAUUUCACCAAGAAUAGAACACAUUCCAUUUGUUUUCAACCCUAUUAGCAUUUUGCACUUGUGCCAACAAAUGGAAUUGUUGUUUUCCAUGUUUACAGAUACGAAUGAAAACACAUUAAACGAUAAUAACGUAGAUAAGGCGAACAAAUUAUUACUAGAGAAUAUUUUAGAUCAUUUAGCAACGUUACACGAUCAUGAAUUGGAACUGACCAAAGAUGAUUCGGAUAGAUUUACUAAAGAAAUUAUACAGAGGCACAGAAAUAAACCGCCGAAUCUUUGUCCUUUGUCAGAUACUAUUACUAACGAAGGUGAUUCCCAAACGAACGAAGUAACUUGUUCGAAAUGGCGAUGCUUUAUUAAAGGCAUAUCCAAAACGCAUGUAAUCCUCACUUUCAUUCCUUCCACUCUGGACGAUCUCAAAAGCCUGCUACCUUCAGACGGCACGAACAUUCCGAGUUUGAACCAGAGCCUCGAUAGUGCCGAUGUAGACGGGUUAUCAAGCAGAGAAAGCAACUACAGCGACGCUCCUGCUUCAAACAACCUGAACGAAUUAUCCCUGCCGAUUUACGUGUUCGAUAGUCCUUUAGGUAGAAUAGUCAACGCAUUCGUCGACGACUGCGAAGAAGCCCCGCCUAACGAGGACAUAUACGAAGACCACCGCUUCAAAAUCCACAGUUUCAUCCACGAGGAAUACAUAAAGCUGAAGUCCGAAGAGCCCUGCGAUUUAUCGAAAUCGCUAAAAGACGAAUACGAAUGCGACCACCACAGCCUGACGCACCAUUCGAAAAUCCUGACCGUGACGCACUCGAAAUGCUUCACGUCGUCGCUGUUCUGCGCCCUGCACAUGGGCGUCGAGAUACACAGCUUCGACGUGCAGUCCGCCAUGGACCAGUGCGAGGAGUCCAUCACGGAAAUCGACAUCACGGAGUACAUCCUGACGAUCUGCGCGCACGUCAAGCAAGCGGACGCCGACCGGAUACCCAUCGAGCGGCUGAACUCGCCGAUGCCGUGCUCGGACUUGAAGUCGCUGCACACGCUGAUCAAGGAGAAGUUCUACAAGCUGCUCAGCGGGGUGUUCUACCGCAUACCCACCAACCACGAGUUCUACUUCUACAAGAACUUGAAGAAUUACAUCAACGAGGACGUCCACGUGGCCGAUAGCGAUGACGAUGUCGUUGGUGAUGUGGACGACGACGCUUCUGAUAAUCAUUCUCAGCUCGUCGAGUUCAAGUCGGAAGAUAUGAGCAUUUUUUCGUUGGAUAACGAAUUGGAGAACGAGCUGAACGUUUUGUAUAAUUUCGAAAUGGAAAGCAACAAUGAAGUAGCGCCUUUGUUUCUCCAUUUGAUUUGUACUUUGAGGUAUGAUGGAGGGAAAUGUUGCAAUACUUCUUUGAGAGAGUUACCCACUUGUUUAGGUGAAUUAAUCGAAAAUUUAGAAAAUCCAACAGAAUUUAUCGACAAAUCGAAUUUACAAGUAACAUUAGACAUGUUGUGUCUUACAUUGCCAUCGGAUCUUUCUAAUAUGAUCGACGUUUACUCUACUCAGGGAUUCAGAACGGAAUCGUUUUCAUCCGAUUUUCAAGCUAGCACUGGAAGUGCCACCACCGACGCCACUUACAACUCCCAGAUAUCCGAACCGUUGAACAACCUUUCCGAAGUCCAAAAAAAAUCCGUGUUGAUGUUAAGCGACGAAAUAAAAUGGCUGCUGCAAGACGAAAUGUGCACCGCUUUACUAGAUAAAGAUCCUGUAACCACCGAUACUCUGGAUUACGUGAUGACGCACGUCGAUCAAGGAACGAUGAGAUUAACCAAAUCGUGCGUUCAAGACGUCAUUAAAUUGAACUUCGUUUACUCCACUCCUAACAGCUACGAGAAAUUCGUCGAAGAAUUCGCCAAUUUGAAAUUGCCGUAUAGCGGCUACAAGCUGUGCAAACAGGACGAUUUGUAUUACUUAGCCAAAGACCCGGCGGGUAUUGAGAACAGUUCUUGCAGCAGCCGAACCACCGAUGGAGGAUUUGCGAAUUCCAGUACGAGGCAGAGCCCUUUCAACAUGUCCAACGUGAAUGGGUUUCUUAACUCGACCGCCCAGUCGAAUAAUAGGCAUAUGAUUUAUCUCAACUCCGAUGAAAUUGCUCAUAUGAAAGAACAAGGCCAGCAGAGCGAUAUUUCGAGCACCAACGAGAGCGUUCCGGGCACUGAUGGAGAUUAUGACGAAGAAGUCGGAGAUAACUACGACUACGAUUGGCUGAUUUCUUUAAAUAACAGACGAGCGCAUCUUCCUAAUUUUUGGUUGAUAAUGAAAGUGGCUCAGGACGAAGUCAUCGUUUAUUUUCAUUGCCGAUUUUUGGAACUCAAAACAAUUCAAGUCGAAGUAUACUUAGAAGUCCAAAGGGCGGUUUGCGAAGCCGUUCGAGAUCUGUGCAAAAAAAUUAACCAACUCCUCCUGCUGCAGACCCUCUACGAUUCAAAGUCCUGCGAUCCGCUGCUCGAACCAGACGAUAAAGACAUCUGCAAUUCGCCUAUAUCGAGGAAUCCCUCUUACAGAAGGAUGAAAAGCAUCGAUUUUUUAGUUGCCGAGAACAACGAGGAUAACGACAUGGCGUAUUCGACGAUGAACCUAUCCGAAGCCUCGAUGAACUUCAAAACCGGCGAAUUCAGCUGCCCCGUCGUGUGGGAGACCCCGUUCAUUUUGCACCCCAGAUUGAAAACCUACCCCGGCAAGUCCGGCAUAUCGCGGGGCGUUUCGGCACUGAAGACCAUCCUCGAUAAAUUUUCCGUCUCGGAUAGAACUAACAUGUUCGUUUAUAGGGACAACAAACAGAACGUGUUUUAUCUGAGACUCCAAGAAAACGUGCACGGCAGCUCCUGCGUGAAGUCUUCGUUGCUGAAAACCAGCGAGUUCGAGAGCAGUACCGUUUCGAGGAGUCCUUCCAUUGCUUCUUUACCCCACAAAUCUACCUUAACUCAAUCGCAGCAAAGCAUUACAUCCGCAACAUCGAUUGAUAUACGGCCGAGGGUGCGUUCGUUCGGCGAGAAGGAAUGCAAAGACACCCCUGUAGAAGAUACGCUCAUUUUGAAAGUCCACGGCAUCAACGAGGCGGGCUCGGACGUGCAGCAGGAACUGGUGCAAGUCCUGCAGAACAGGCUGGACGACGCGGUGCUUGAGUGUUUGUCCGUCAUGCUGGCCAGGAACGCCAUGUGCCCGUUGACUCCGGAAGAUGUGCAUUUCAUCCAGAAACCCUUCAGACCGCCCGAGGUUAUUAUUAGGUUGACUAUCCAAGAUUUCGCGUUCCAAUGGUUGCAAUCGUUCGUCUACUAUCUGAAGCAGAAUCUCCUGCAAUUCCUCAACGUGCCGAAAUACACGGACAACCGGCCUCAUUGCCAUUUCAAAGAUUACUCGAAAAGCGAUGAAAAUAGUGAUAAUAUUUUCAUUUACAAUCAAAGCCAACACCCUUCGAGCGGCAGUCGAGGAAUCGCCUGCAUUGCAUUAGAUCUGAUCGAUGGCAGCGACCGAGACGGGAAAGAAUCCAUCGAGUUUUCGACUAUAUUUAAAAAAGAAUUGUUCGACAAUAUCGUCACGUCGGAAAUCAUCGAUAAUGAAGGUGCUUUGCCUCACUCAUACGUGGAAUUCCGUUUGUGGAAACAAGGCCGGGUAAACAUUGAAAAUUUAUCGGAAAAACUAAAAUCCGCCGUUUCGCAAGCCACUUGGGACAUCAUCACCGAGUAUUACCUCCUGCAGGAGCCGUUUUGCGUGGAAAACCCGGAAAAUUCCGAGGCGAUUUCGCCUAUAGAAUUGGAAUCCACCGAUAUCAAUCUAAACGAUGAAGUGCAUUUCAAUUGCAUACUGAACAUCAAAUACGACGAUAACGUUAGAGAGAGCGUUAUCAACAUGGAGAAAACCAAAAUCGAGCAUCUGUUACCCAAGAGAGCGAAGAACCAGUUGAAGUACUCUCACAAGGCGGCUCCUCCCAACGAAAACAGACCGAAAGAAAACGCUAAAGAUAAGCCACAUUCGAAAUUAAACCCGUACGAAUUGGGCGAUAAAGGCACCCUGUCCUGCAUAUACUCGAAGUACCUGCCAGCUUGGCUGGAAUUCGGCUUCAAUCUCAACACCCCUUCGGUUAGGAAGCACAAAAUAACGCUCGGCAGUCGGCAUUUGCCCAGCGCCAUCAUCGAGGAGUUGCUGGUGAUCCUCGAUGAUUUCCCGAAGGCCUUCCGCUACGUUCCCACGACCUGCACGAAGAGCGACGAAGGGUUCUACGUGCCCUUCGUGGCAUCCAGCUUGAUAGCUAAAUACGUGGUGAUUUCGAGGAACUUGGACCAUUGGCACGCGAUCGUAUCUUCCUGCAAGAACCCGGAAGAGACGCCCGAUUUUUUGAAACCGCACAACUUCAAGCAUACGCAGAAAUUCAUACCGGAAUUGACGGCGAACAGUUUCAUUCCCAGGCAGAAGAUUUUGUGGAUAUCUGUAGAAAACGAUAAUAUAAUUAUCUACGCGUACAAUUGGGCCAAAGAUAACAUCGACAAGUUAUGCACGAGUUGCAAUAAUUUAGGGUCCUGGCUUUGCGUGAGAUCGUGCUUCUUGAAUUCGGUCACUUCGCAGAAAUUGGGCCUGUUCCACAACCAGCCGUUGAUCAGGAAAAUAUUCAUGAAAGAAGGCAACCCGUACGCGAAUAUGCUGGGCAACGUGGAAGCCAUGACGAGCUUCUCCAAAGCGAAUUCCUCGCACAAAAGAACGCAAGUCGCCCACAACUUACCCGGCACUCUGGAGGCCUUCAGAGACAACUUCAAAGUCUGCAAGUACCAUUGCACCGAUCCCGUGGAGAGCUUCACGUCGGAGAUGCGCGAGAUGAAGAAGCUGGAGAAGCUCGGCAGGGAGGAGCUGAAGACCUUGCACGGGAUGUACCAAAGCAGGACCAGCACGACCAGCGUGUCCCAGUUGCUCUUGCUGCUGCAGAAUUCCAGGAUUUUGCAUUACUGCCACACGCCGUUGUUGUUUUUGCCGAGGUGGAGAUUGAAGACGUUUUCGACGAGAGACCACUCUUUGUAUCCUUCGCAGGCCAUACAGUUGGCCGAUAAAAUGGCGUCCGAAGAGAAAGAACUGUGGCACACUGAGUUGUGCUACAGCUUUUUCCAGGAAUAUAAGCAUUACAUGCAAACUUUAGGGUUCAUGCCUUUGCAAAUUGAAAAUUUGCAUAAAACAGGGUUGUGGAUUAAUGACAAAUCAUCGCACAACAACGUGUUUUAUAUUCAGAAGACCAUUUUGGGCGGAAUUUUGAUUUUUACAGUGGAGUUUUCCGAGCCAUUUUUCCUAACGAAACUACUGGCGAUCGAAUGCAACCGAUUACAGAACAUAAAUUCCAGAGCUUCCAUUAAUCGAUUUACCCUAAGUUUUUUAGACGAAUGCGACAGGGUUAAGAUAUUAAUGCACUUGCAUUCGUUCACGUACGAUUAUCACCUAAGGUCCAUUCACAAUUAUUUAUCGGACGUAUCUACUGCGAAUAAAAUUUGCGAUGGUUACAAUGUGCAUCAAUUUCUCGACGAUUUUUUGAAAUAUUACAACAAGGCGCCCAACUUCGCCAGGAAUCUGGUUCAUACUGAAACCCUUACUAUAGAGAACCUGGUGACGGAGGGCAAGCAGCUUUUCGAUUACCUGUUGCGUAACGUGAGCCAAUACGACUUCAAGAUCGUCCAAAUGGACGUUCACGACGGAGAAUCCGAGUUCAUAUUGAUCCAAGUGACGAGCGCGCCGCAGAUAUCCUACAAAGAUUCCCAAGACCAGCAGCACACCGACGAUUUCGACAUCACCCUGGUGGUGUACAACCUCUGCACCCCCUACAGUCCCAAAGAUAACGUGUUGCACCUCAAGUACUAUCUAAUUUUAACGUCUAAACGGGAAAUCUAUCCGAAGUCCGAAGUGGACGAGAAACUGGGCAAGUUCCGCACGGUGUCUUCCACGGCGCGAAGUUUGUCCGCAUUGGAACGCGAGCCUAACGACUUGGAAUUCAGCACCGAGAAAACCCGAGCUGAAUCAGACAUAACCAGCUCGUCUGAACUAACCGCAUUGGAAAAGACUCUGAACGAGGAAAGCGCGUCCUGCAAUCAGCAAUCCAUUUCGCUGCCUUACGUGGAAAUCAACCAAGAAUUCGUCAAUUAUUUGGGCUACUAUUCCUCGCACGAGCAAUUGAUGCAGCAAUUGAUCUUAGACAAGGCAACUACGACCAAAAAGCGUAUAAAGGAAAUGGUUGAAAAAGGAAUGGUUCAUUGCAGAACGCAUUUGUUAUGGAACAGAUUAAUAUCUCGCCAGGAAUCCGGCGGGUUGACGUACGAAGAAUUUCUGGAAUUGAAAAAUUUGGCUCGGCUGGAGCAUUUGUGUAAUUUAAAUCCGGAUUUGGGCCGGCUUUUGAACCAGCCAUUAAAUUGGUAUCAAAAUUUAUCGAAAUUGUUACUAGCCCGUUAUAUAGAACAUACGAGGGUUUUUAACUCGAUGGAUGGUAACAUGCAGCAUUACGUUAUCUUACAUCAAGAGUAUUUCAACGCAUUUAUGCUGCUUUCGUUGGAUUUACACACGUCUAGAGGGGAAUUGUAUGCUGUGUACAGGGAACCACAGCUCCAGGAGGACCCCGACUAUUCGAUAUCCUGCCAAAAUUCCCUUAUAGACGGGUUCAUUAAUUUGAUUUGUUUCUUUUUAUGGUCGGGAAUGAUAUCUAAUUGA
Messenger RNA from Phyllotreta striolata, 9690 nucleotides. The record is from the annotation of a GenBank genome assembly. NCBI's taxonomy places the organism in Eukaryota, Metazoa, Arthropoda, Insecta, Coleoptera, Chrysomelidae.